This is a messenger RNA of Biomphalaria glabrata, 906 nucleotides long. RefSeq names its product nudC domain-containing protein 2-like. The record is from RefSeq and is a predicted model, not a curated record. Gene Ontology annotation, cellular component: cytoplasm. NCBI's taxonomy places the organism in Eukaryota, Metazoa, Mollusca, Gastropoda, Planorbidae. Gene Ontology annotation, biological process: protein folding. The transcript has 4 exons. The coding region runs from base 367 to 828 and encodes 153 amino acids.
UAAUCUAGUCUAGAUUCUAAAUUUAACUUGCAUAUGACUAUCAUAUGAUAAUGAUAAACUGAUACUAUCAGUGAUAGUGAUAGAUCUACAAUAAAAGUAACAAUACAAUAACAAUAAAUGAAAAAAGUAUAAAAAUAAAGUUAAUAAAGACUUUAAAAGAGAGAUAUAAUCUAGACUAGACUAAGAAUAGUAAGAAGCAUCAGUUAUCAGUACUGUAUAAUCAGUUGUCAGUAUAGAGUCUAUAUCUAAUCUAGAUUCUAGAUCUAUCUUUUUUAUCAUCUUCUCUUCUUGAUAUUAUAGAAUUCAAUUAUAGAUCUAAUAGAUAAUAGAUCUAUCAUUAUCCAAUAAUAUAAUAAUAUAGCAAAUAUGGCUCACUUUGAUGAAAAAAGUGGUGCAGUUCAAUGUAAAACAGAAUGGGGGUGUUGGUGGCAAACUAUUGAUGAAGUUUUUAUUGAAAUUCAUUCUGAAACUAUUUUAAAUUCCAAAGAUAUCAAAUGUGUAAUAAAACCUAGAAACAUCAGUGUACACAUUAAAAACACUACAAUACUAGAAGGCAACUUGUUUGAACCAGUUCACGCAGAUGAUGCGGUCUGGACGCUAGAGGAUAAACGUUUGAUUCGCAUUUGCCUAAGUAAGUCUCACAACACAGCGGCACACUGCUGGCCGUCCUUGCUUGUAGGGCAGUAUGAAGCAGACCCAUUCACAUUUGAUGAGAUGCAGAAAAAGUUAACUUUACAAAGAUUUCAAUAUGAGAAUCCUGGUAUGGACUUCAGUGGGGCAACAAUGACUGGAAACUAUCAGGGCGGAGGACCACAGCUGCCCAGUUAAAACUAACCUCGUUGCUCAUCAUGUGUACUUUGUUUACUUCUGACUAUAUUGUUAAAUAAAUCAACAUGCCAUAUUGAA